Nerophis lumbriciformis (worm pipefish) is the source of this 1269-nucleotide messenger RNA. RefSeq names its product monoacylglycerol O-acyltransferase 3a (gene mogat3a). Gene Ontology annotation, biological process: triglyceride biosynthetic process. The record is from RefSeq and is a predicted model, not a curated record. Gene Ontology annotation, molecular function: diacylglycerol O-acyltransferase activity. Gene Ontology annotation, cellular component: endoplasmic reticulum membrane. Lineage: Eukaryota; Metazoa; Chordata; Actinopteri; Syngnathiformes; Syngnathidae.
AAGCUAUGAUAGGCCGACGCUGUCCCACCCACGAGCGUCGCGUACGCGCGUCUUGCGAAAAGCCGAGCCUGUUUACAAAAGUUUUUUCGCCAGAAUCCCAGAGAUUUUGGACUUUGGGACAGUGUGCACAGUGACGGAGCUGAAGGACGACAAAGAGCCAACUAAGUUUGGGGCCACAAUGAUCCGCUUUGCUCCUCUCAAUGUCCCACUGAGGAGACGCCUGCAGACCGCCGCCGUGUUGCAGUGGAUCUUCUCCUUCCUGGGCUUAGCCCAGUGUUGUCUUGCUGCCUUUGUCCUCCUGGCUGUCUCCUAUUGGUGGACGGCGGCUUUGCUCUACGCCGGUUGGCUGUGGCUGGACUGGGACACGCCCAGUCGUGGGGGUCGGAGGUCCCAGUGGGCCAGGAGUUGGAGCGUGUGGGAACAUUUCAGAGACUACUUUCCAGUAAAGCUGGUGAAAACAGUCGACCUGGACCCAAAUAAGAACUACAUCUUUGGAUUUCAUCCGCACGGGGUGCUGGUCGCCGGCGCAUUCUGUAACUUCUGCACCGAGUCCACGGACUUCUCCAGUCUCUUUCCAGGACUCAAGUCUCACCUGCUGAUGCUGCCCUUUUGGUUCCGGGUUCCCCUCUUUAGAGAUUACAUCAUGAGCGGAGGUCUGGUAUCAAGUUCUAAAUCCAGUCUUUCCUACCUGCUGAGUCGCGCUCAAGGAGGAAACGUCGCCGUCAUUGCAGUGGGCGGAGCACCAGAGUCCCUGGAUGCUCGGCCGGGAGCUUUUAAGCUACAAGUGAAAAAUAGAAAGGGCUUUAUCAAAAUGGCGCUGAGACAUGGAGCUCAGCUGGUUCCCGUCUUCUCCUUUGGAGAGAAUGAGCUUUUCGAUCAGAUUGAGAACCCGUCCGGUUCUCCUCUACGGAAGAUGCAGGACCGUCUGCAAAGAAUUUUGGGAGUCGCGUUGCCUCUGUUCCACGCCAGAGGAGUUUUCCAGUACAGCUUUGGACUGAUGCCAUACAGGAAGUCCAUCCUGACAGUCGUGGGGACACCCAUCUGUGUCGCGCACAGUCCCAAUCCAAGCAGCGAAGACAUCGAGUCUCUUCAUAAAGUUUACCUGGAGCGCCUGAGUGAGCUGUUCGAAGGACACAAACACAAGUACGGGGUGCAGGAAGACCAACACCUGACGUUCAUUUGACUUUCUCCUUGCUCGGGAGAUAUAUAGGAGAUGCUUUGGUAUUCGGACUGUGUUAUUCUUUCUGUUCAAUAAAAUGACAAACGCUU